Molecule: messenger RNA, 1384 nt
Organism: Salvia miltiorrhiza (redroot sage)
Lineage: Eukaryota; Viridiplantae; Streptophyta; Magnoliopsida; Lamiales; Lamiaceae
Exons: 2
Coding region: 180-1271 (363 amino acids)
Source: RefSeq, a predicted model, not a curated record
GAUGGCGUCAGGAUCUAAUUAAAGUCAACCAGAGAGCCCCUUUCUCCUCUGCUUUCUUCUCUCUCUAAAUUCCUGCUUGUUUCUCUCUCCUCCAAGUCCGGCUGCUUCGAGAGUCCUAUAUAUAUAUAAACACCUGUAUUGUAUCUAUAUUAUACAACAUAAGCAAAGCGAUUGAAAGCAUGGGUGAGAGCGAUGAGAGUGUUUUUUGGAAUGGCAGAGAAGAAGACUAUGCUGCUUUUUUCACAUCUCACGAUUUUCAAACCAAUCAAACUCCACAUCAAACCAUAUAUGAUCACAAUCAGGAAGGAGAUGAGGAGAGUUCAUCCCAUUCCCAUUCCCAACCCCAAUCCCAGUCAACCCAAAGCCCUCUGGGGUUGACACUACGAAAAACACCAUCAUUCCUGAGUCUGCUGCAGAGGAGUCUCUCUCACGGCAGCCCGGGAAGAAAACCGGACGAAUCGGGCUCCGCCGCCGAGAAAUUGAAGGCCUCAAAUUUCCCCGCCGUCUUCAUCAAAAUCGGAUCAUGGGAGAGGGCGACGCGGCACGAGGGAGACCUCACCGCGAAGCUCUACUACGCGAAGCGCAAACUGGUGUGGGAGGUGCUGGACGGCGCUCUCAAGAGCAAGAUCGAGAUGCAGUGGUCCGACAUCUCCGCCAUCAGGGCCGCCACGCCGGAUAAUCUCCCCGCCACCCUCGAGAUCGAGCUGAAGCAGCCGCCGCUGUUCUACCGCGAGAUAAAUCCGCAGCCGAGGAAGCACACCCUCUGGCAGCAGGCCUCCGACUUCACCGGAGGCCAAGCCCCGAUCUGGCGGCGGCACUACGUCACGUUCCCGCCGGGCGUCAUCGACAAGCACUACGAGAAGCUGCUGCAGUGCGAUCCGCGCCUCGCCGCCCUGAGCCAGAAGCCGUUCCCGUCGCAGAACUCGCCUUAUUUCGACCCGGCCAUGCUUGGGAUCUCGCAGCUCUCUCUCGUUUUCAACAACUAUCAAUAUCAGUAUCCCUAUCCGUAUCCCUACCCUAACUCCGCACCACCGCCGACGCCUGCCUCUGCUCAUCAUCAUCAUUCCAACUAUGAGGAUGCGCAUCACUACGUUAAUGUUGAUGCUGCAGAUUUCAAUCCCAAUUUCAAUGCGCAACAACACCAGCUGCUGCCUCAACACUACUACUCUUAUAAUAAUGAACAACACUUCGGUAACGAUAAUAACUACUCGCUCCCUCCCUACUUCCUUCCCGGUAACCAUCCCGCCGCCGACGACGACAUGUUUUUGUGAAUGUUUUUUGCUUCGCUUCUGGGAUAAGAUCUAACUGUAUAUCAUCAUCUACUUUUCCCAGAUGCGCUUAAUUGCCUUUCUAUAUUAAUAUAUGUUCUUGAUUUCAUCUGGAA